Xenia sp. Carnegie-2017 is the source of this 1158-nucleotide messenger RNA. RefSeq names its product protein lin-37 homolog. The coding region runs from base 139 to 822 and encodes 227 amino acids. The transcript has 12 exons. Lineage: Eukaryota; Metazoa; Cnidaria; Anthozoa; Malacalcyonacea; Xeniidae. The record is from RefSeq and is a predicted model, not a curated record. Gene Ontology annotation, cellular component: transcription repressor complex; Myb complex. Gene Ontology annotation, biological process: negative regulation of transcription by RNA polymerase II.
GGAGUUUAAAAUAAAUUUUUACAGCAAAAUUUUUAAUUUAUAUUAGUAAGAUGAGUAGAUCAGAAGAUAACCCAAAUAAAAAAUCAACAAAAUCGAACGAACGAAAUGUAAAGUAGUAUACUUUGAAACGCAAAACUUAUGGCCGGACGUUUAGCAGACACAAGGAGCGCUUUGGACGACUUGUUGAAAAAAUUAUCAGAAAAACAAGAUACGUACAGUACUCCACUUAUUCAAGAUGUCAGAGGAGAAAACAGCUAUAUGCCCAUGCAACAACCAUCAACUCCACGUAAAAGAACAACUACAUCAGGAAACAAACCACCAAGAAAAAGAAUUAAACGUGAAAAUCCAUCUCAAGAUUCUGAAACUCAGAUGAUGGAUGCUCCACAACAACCAACGCAUAUUUGCAAGUUGUUUGAUCGCAGUGUGGAUUUUGCAAAAUUUCACAAAGGCACAUCCUUGUAUACAUUAGCCCGUGCAUGGAUGAAAAAUAAACCACAUGAAUCUGUGAAAGAUUCAAAUGUUGAAAAUCUCACCACAAUGGUAGGUGAAGUGAAUUCCGAAGCUCUUUAUAGUCUUCCAGUCCCUGUUAACGUUGGUUUACCAUCUUGUAUACCGACACCUCUUCCUCAAACUCGCGCGGAAACUUGGAAAUCAGAUUUUUUGCAACAGAAUUGUCCAGCUUCUUCUUCGGACCUCCUUAAACAACACAUAACUCGAUGGAAAGAAGUUCGUCGAAGGUGGAAAGAAGCAUCACAAGAAAAUCAACGUCCUUUUAUGACAAGUAUCCAAAUGAUAAGAAAGCUUUUUAAUCAACAAAUCUAAGGAUUAUUAUCCUGAUGUGUUCAAGGUGUUUUUUAAGAAAAUUUGAAUUGCUGCGUUUUACCGGUGCUGAUAAGCAGGUGUUUAUACAAACUUUCGUGUUAUCUUACUCAAUUUUAUGCGUUUUUCUCAAUGAUUGUUGUGUAAAAUGACGUCAUUCUAGUUAAAUGUACAAUUUGAUUUGUUAAUAAGGCAGCACUAUGUCAUAGUCAACAAUAUAUAGCGACGUUUAUUAUCAUAUUUUUAAUAUCAAACUUUAUAAUCAUUGCUAAAUUAAGUUGUCAAGAAAUUUGUAACUUGCACUAAUCGAUAUUGUCUAAAGAACGGUACAAACAGGUA